CGGGCCUGUAGGGUGGGUCCGCGCGCCAACCGGAAGCGGAAGUGGCCACUGGGCCGCGGCUGCGGGCUGAAGGCUUUACGCCAGAGAUGGGCUCCAAGGCCAAGAAGCGCGUGGUGCUGCCCACCCGCCCGGCGCCCCCCACGGUGGAGCAGAUCCUGGAAGACGUGCGGGGGGCACCCGCCGAGGACCUAGUCUUCACCGCCGUGGCCCGGGAAGACCCCCCAGCCCCCUCGGGAAGGGCCGAGGACACUGAGGCCCAGCGGGAGCAGCUCUACCAGCAGAGCCGGGUCUACGUGGCCACGAACCAGCGGCUGUGGCGCGUGGGCGCCCAGCUGAAGCAGCAGCGUGAGGAGCUGUGGCGGGCACGCGAGGAGCUGGAGCAGGAGGUCAGCCACGUGGGCCAGGUGGCUCUGCCGGGCACCGCGGCCGCCACCUUCCUGGGCUGACCCGGCUCCCCGGGGCCUCGGGGCCUCCGCUCGACACCUGGCCUGGCGCACCUCACCUGACACCUGGCCCCUGGGUCCCGGAACCAGGGUCCAGGCUCUCUGAUCCGCGGCCUAGGCACGCCUGGCACCCAGAGACCCCGGGGGACACAGCCCGCCCAGCGGGUGGGGCUGCCUCAGCCAGGCACAGGCCCCUCCCCGAGGGUGGGGUCCGGGUUGUGCGCAUGCCCCUCGCCCUCAGGAGCCCCGACUGGACUUCCUGCAGGGCCCAGCCCCCGAGGGCCCUCCGUCCAUCCUCCCUUCCUUCCUCCGGCGACCCUGCUUCACUGCCCACCCCCCAUCAGGCUGAACUGGUGGGACCCACCCCUCUGGUUCUGCUGUCUUCGUGUUAACUGGGGGGCCCCAGGGGUCCCAGAAGAGGGUGGGGAGUUCAGUGUCCUCCCUGACACGUAGUGGCUAUGGUUAUGUGAGGAGCUGUGGCCCCCCCAGGGCCCAGAUCUGAGAUGGGGCCUCGCGGUGGGUGCCACCCCUCAGGGCCCCCGGCACCCCGACCCAGGGCCUGGGCGCUCCCCCAGGGCACUUGUCUGUCCGUCAGCUGUGGGGUUCUGUCACAUGGGGGCGCCAUGAGAGGACGUGGUGGUCAGUCCACUGCCCCGGGCCAUCACCCAGCUGCCCUCCUGUCCGUACACCUUCGUCUGUGGACAGGUGGGUGGUGGGGCAGGAGAGGAUCUUGAAAAGGGCAUCACCCUAAAAAACCCAUCCCAUGAAGACCAGAGAAGCAGUAGGCUGGCGGGAGGUGGCCCCGGGGCCAGGCCCGUCGUGGAUGAGCGCAAGUCCCUCUGAUGAAAUCCCUGUGUGUGGCUGCCUGAACAGUGCCUCCAUAGGCCACUCCUUUGCAGGCUCCCCAGAAGCUCGGGGCAGUGCUGGGGCCCAGCACGCAGGGCCCUGACAAGGGAGACCCUGCGCAUCCCAGGCAGAAAGAGUGUCUGCUUCACCCUCAGAGACCCCAAAACUGGAGACUUGACUUUGGAGGCCCAGGAGACAAGCCCAGUGCGGGCUUGUCUCUAGUGGCAGCAGUGGACGCCAGGCUGCCUCCUCCAGGGUGCGCUGGCUAACAGCGGGCCCCUGGGGUGAGCUGCUUCCCCUCUCCCUGCCUGGCCUGGCCUCCGGGUGGGGCCGCCUGUCUUUGGGGCACUGUCCACCCUCCAGAUCCCCCCUGGCAUCAGGCAGAGACACUCCACUGACUCCUGCCGGGUGCCUCCCCCUGCGCCUGUUCUGAGUGCUCUCCCUGCACCCCCGGGUCACGCUGGGGCUCAGCCCUCGGGCGUCCCCUCGCGUCCUCGCGGUUGUGGGGAGCGAGGCUCUGCAGGUGGCAUGUGGACCCCCACCCUGGCUUGUCCCCCCUGGAGACGGGCGCAGGCAUUGUGGAGCGCAACUCAACAGCUGUUUAUUAAAGGUGCAUGUGAGACGCCUGGUUCCGCGGCCUCCUUCCGCCAGACGAUGGCUUUACAGUUGGGGGGACAGGAUGGGACGGGGCUGUACGUAUUUACACGUGUCCGGUGGCACUGCAGACCCAGGAGGGAGAUGCAGGGUGGAGGGGGAGCCUAGACAGCUGGGCUCGGGCGGCAGCCGGCAGGGUGGCAGGGGUCAGGUGAUGCACCGAAUCCAGCACCCAGCUCGUGGUGUCCAUCUGCUCCUGGGCCCAGGUCCGGGAGUGGGUGUCCUGUGUCCCCUCAGCGGGUGGCCGGGCAGCAUCCUGAGGGCUUCAGACUUUGGUCCUCCAGCUCCUGCCGCAGACGACUGUCCAGCAACCGCCAGUGCCUUCCUCCAGGAAGCGCAUCUUCUCAGGGCCCUGGGCCCCCAUUGGCCUGCUGGGCUGGGUGAUGAGGCAUGGCUGGCCCCGCUGCAGGGGUUGGAAAAGGCAGAGGUGGCCCUGACAGGAUGGCCCCGGCCUGGGGAGAGAACGCCUGGGCCAGACAGAGGGCAGCGGGGGCGGCCGGGGAGGGUCCUCUGCCCCCAGUCACGGUGGCUGCGCUGCUCGCCGAGAGGUAGCUCUGGGAGUUCGCCCCACGGCCCACGUGGGGAGACAGGCACACAGCGGCCAGAGCGCCACCCGGGUCUCCCAGUGCGGGGGGCUCCCACCCCGGCCCUCACGGCUGGGCGAGCUGGGGUGGGUCCCCCUUUUCCAGGGGAGGCUGGCCCAUGGUGGUGGUGGGCAGCAUCCUUCAGCCCCCAUAUCUGAGAAGGCGCUCGGAAGACCCCCCAGUCCCGCCCUUCUGGCUACUGACGGGGACUGGGGGCGGCCGGUAUCUGAGACGCGUCUGAUAGUGAUCCGCCUGGGGGCCCGGUCCCUGGCACCCUGCUCAGCCCCCGGCCUCCUUCGCUGCUGCCGGCUGGCCCUCCACAGGAGGGGCACGUGGUGCAGCCCUUCUCUCGUGCUGCAUUCAGGCCCUCAGGCAGAGUCCUGGCGCCUGUCCUGCAGGACGGUGUGUCGGUGUGUCGGGUGUGAGGAAGAGGUUGCAGUCUGUGUGUCUCAGCAGCGGCACGGUGUCCGAGGGAGGGGAGGGACAGUCGGUGGUGCCCGGGGUGGAGAUGGGGCCCCUCCAGCACCUCCUCUUGACUCAGCCCUGCUCCCCCUCCUCCCAGAGAAGGGACAGAUGCUGGCACAGGGUCCCCGGCCCCAGGAGCAGCUCUGCAGGGGACUGUGACUUUAGAUCCACGGGACGACCGAGAGCAGCCCCGCCCAGAGCUGGGUUCUGCAGGGAGGCGGUGGGCGGCUCUUCGUGCAGGUAUGCCGGGGCUCCCCCUCUGCCUCCUCUGGGACCAGCUCCCUCCAGCACCUGUGGGCUCCAGGGCCCCCGCUCCGAGUCCCACAGCUGUGCUGGACCUCAGGGAGGAGGCCGUGCCCGCACGGAGCCCACAGAUCCAGGGCUUCCCGCGUCGCAAAGGAGGUUGAGAUCGAAAAGGGAAAGGCCGGGGGCCGGGCGCCGGGCGCUGGGCGGGCGCCUCCCGGGACGUCCUCAGAGUGCAGUCCAGGCCCGGCGGCGGGGCGGUCAGCCGGGCCCCGGCCUCCCCUCGGUGCCCCGCCCGCCUCGGCCAGAGCCCUUGCUGCACGCCUGCCUCUCCAUGUUCCUUACGAGGAUUGCGGGGGUGCUGUGUCCAGACCACCCCCGGCCAGUCCCGGGGUGCUCCAGGCUCCCUACACUCGCCGUCUCGGGUGGGGCUGCCUUUCUGUGGGGCUCAACCACGCCCCUCCCCCGUGCCCCCCGCUGAGGCUGAACAGGCAGGCCAACCGGCUAAGCCCUGGUGAACAAAUUACUCAGCCUUGCCCGUAAUUACAGGCUUCCUGCUCUGCCAUGGUUGCCUGCCAAUGCCCCCAGCUGGCAGGCUCCCGUCCCCCACGUCGGCGGGCGGGCACUGUCACCUCCCUGCGGCUCCCCGGAGGGGAGGGGAGGGGAGGGGGUGUGGUGCUGAUGCUGGGCCCGGUGGAGUCAGGAGCCCAGGAGGGCACUGCCGAGGACAGCCCCAGCCAGGAGGGUGGUCUCCGCGUGGGGGCCAGGCUGGGACGGCGCCCUCGUAGGCACCCCCUGGCGGGGACGCAAGGUCCACCCUGCAGCUCACUUUCCUUGCAGAGCCCCCUGGGCAUGGAAGCAAGCGCCUACGCAGUGAGGGUGGGGCCCGUAGCAGGGCAGAGGCUCAGAGGGCGGGGCCCGGGUGGGCAGGCGGGUGCUGGGACCACCCUCGGGGCAGCCAGACGGCCCUGGGCCGGGAGAGGACGUUCUGGAAGGCCAGCCCCGGCCACUAUCCCAGGAGGCCGGUAGGGGCGGGGGCGGGGGCUUUCUCCACGGCAGAGUCAGUGGUGGCUACCACCAUGGGGCUGGGCACGUAGUUGAAGGGGGGGACGCGGGCGGAGCGGCUGGGGGAACCGUGUCGGCUGGCGGGGACGAAGGGGCCGGGGGCGGGCGCCUUGGCGGGGCCCGGCCCGUCCACGUCACUGCCGAGGAGGAGGGAGGGGGCGCUGCCGGUCGUGGCCUGUGGGGUCACCCAGCUCUCCAGGCUCGGGGACGUGCUCGAGUUGGUCUUGGUAGCUGCGAAGUCCUCGGUCUGGACCACGGCGUCGCUGGUCUUGCGCUGCGGAGGGCCUGUGGGGCCGUCCUCCGGUGAGGAGCCCAGCAGGGGCAGGGCGCGGGGGGGCAGCGUGCUCCGCAGGAUGUGCGGAACGUCCUCGUCCCGGAUGCGACGCCACGUGGUGCCCGGCGCGGCCUCCCCGGUGCUGCUGCGGGGUGCGUUGUCUGCCACAGGCACGGGGGCGUCGGGCCCGCGGGCCACACUGAUGUGAGGCAGGGAGGCGUAGCGCUUGACCGUAUCGGGCCGGGCGGCUGGCAUGCGGACGGGCAGGCGAGACGGGCUCUCAGAGCUGGUGCGCCGGGGCGGCCGCUCGCCCAGGCCGGGCCGGGCCGUGGGGGGCCGCUGGGCGGCGGGAGCCUGCCGGGGGGCCGCCCGCAGCUCAUCACAGCGCGAGGAGCAUAGGAAGACGGCGGGUAGCGCGGGCCGGCCGCGGCGGGGCAGGCCUGCCUGGGCAGCCGGGGUGGCGGCCUCAGUGGCGGACAGUUCGGUGCGUCGGCGGCGCAGCAGGCCCGGCGACUCCUUGAUGAAGGUCAGCUGCCUCCGGAAACCGGAGCGGUCGGAGGCCUCACUGCCGCUGGAGCGGGCGGAGGCCACGCUGCCGCUGGAGCGGGCAGAGGCCACACGCACGAGCCCUGGGCGGCCCCCUCGGGCCCUUGGACCUGGUUCCGGGGCUGCCUUGGCCAGGGGUGGCGGCCCCCGCCGGGUGGGUCUCUGCAUGAAGGGGAUCCGCACGGGCGACUUCUGUGUCUUGUGCUGCUUGGCCAGCAGGGCCCGGGCGGGAGUCUUGGUUGCGGGGGAGGCCCCGGGGCCGGGCAGGGUUCCUGUGGCCUGGGUGGCCGGGGGUGACCUCCUCGGCAGAGGCUGUGAGGCCGGGGAGGUCUGGGAGGAGCUCGACGAGGGGGUCUUGGCGAGGCGGGCAGGUGGCGUGGCACUCCUCUGAGGGGGGCUCAGCGCCGCCAGCUCCGAGAUCUUGCCGGGUCGGUGCAGGCUUCGAGACCUCUGCUGCCCGGGGCCAGGGAUUUUGGCGGGGGCUGCUGGCUGCACUGGACUUGGGACUCCCGUCUUUCUCGGCACAUUGCGGGGCCCAGGGGCACCUUUGGGCUGGGCCCGGGUGGCUGGGCUGGGCAUGUAGAUCACUGUCCGUCCCCGGAGCACGGCUGGCACCCCGGACGCGGCCUUCUGAGUGCCACGUGGCUUCUCCAGGCCGCUGCUGCGCUGGGCCAGAGCCCUGUCCCGUUUCUCUGGCCGCAUGGCACUGCCCACCUGACCCUCUGCCCUUGGCCUUUGACCCUUCCUGUGCAGGGGAAGCUGCAGGGUGGAGCCCACCGACCGCCCUGAGGCAAAGGACAGAACGGAGUCGGACUCAGAGGAGGCCUCGUGGGUGGCUGCCGCCGCUGCCUGGUGUAGCCACGUGACGAUGGAGUUGGCCCCCUCCUGGAUGGCGCGCCACUCGACGCUGUCCAGGUCUGAGGCGUGGUCCGAGCCCGCUGCCUCCUCACUGUGCUCCCGGGGCCCCUCUGCUGGCCUCUUCUCCUGCUGCACCGCUCUGGACUGGCGGCACCCUGGGCCAGACACCUGGGGCCGGCGCCUGGGCACGGCUGAGCCAGUGCAGCGCCGGAGCAGCUCUGCCUCGGCCCGCGGGCGGGGGGCGCUGUCCCGCCUGCCCCCGGGGCCUGGGUCCUUGGUGACCCCUGGCUCGCGGGCUCGGGGCCGGCUGGCUGCGCGCUCAAAGGGCUCAGGCUCGCUCAGGGAGCUGGCGGAGGAGCUCAGGGAGUAGCAUGGUGGCGUCUCAUCAGCGAUGAGGCUGGGCUGAGCCCGGGCUGGCGGCGCAACCUUGGGUGCGGCAGCCUUGGGCGGCGCGACCUUGGGCACGGCCUGCACCUCCUUCCUGCCACCAGCCGGGUACUCCCUCUUCACCGCGCGGGGGAUCGCAGAUGCCCGCCGCGGGGGUGCCACCGCCGCUGCCGCGGACGGCUCUUCGUCUGAGUCGUUGCCAUAGAAGCAGUACACGGCCUCCUCGGUGGGCGUCGUGAGGCAUAGAGACUGCAGGGCCCCGUCCCCACGCGCCUGUCCCGGGCGGGAGCUGUCCCUGUCUCUGCAGGCGCUAGGGGGCCGGCAGAGGGGCAGCUCCAGCCCUGCGCGGCUCCUGCCAGCCCCCCGGGGCUGCUCUGUGCUCCGGCCCGUGCCCCCCGCCCUGUGCCGGUGCCCGGCGGGCUGCCUGGUGGGGGCGGCAUGGCCCGCAGCCUUCUGCCCCUGCGCAGGCCCGCCAUCCCCGGGGGGUCCCUGCAGUGUCUCCUCGCUGAGGGAGGUGGUGCUGGAGAAGGUGACCGGCGUGCCCUCGGCCGAGUCGGUGCAGGACUCAUCCUCCCGUGCCGGGGCGGGCACCAGCAUGUAGACGGGCACGGGCAGGGUGCGGUGGCCAGGCACCAGCGCCGAGGCCACCUUGCGGAGCCGGGCGGGCACGGUCCCACCCAGGCACUCGCGCAGCAGUUCCAGGUCCCGGUCGGUGGAUGUUGGCCCUUCGAGGCGGCCGCUGGCCUCAUCCCGUCGGCGGUGCCCGGGGCCCACGCCUCCCGCACUGCUGCGCUCAGGGCAGGCCGGGGGCAGCAGCCGCAGCUCCACGUCCUUCUGCACAUAGAGCUCAUGCAGGGCCAGCGCACUCAGGCUGGAAGCACACGAGAAGUUCUCGUCGGGCUUCUCCACGGUGAAGCGCACGCUGCCCGCGUCCAGCUCAGACGGUAGCCGGCAGCGCUCCCGGCAGUCGGCGAUGUCCAGGAAGCGCUUCACGUAGCUCUCCCACUGCAGGCUGAACUGGGUGACCUCACGCUCGCCCGGCGGCGCGGGGGCCGGCGGGGGCGUCUUGCUGCGGCUCGGUGGCAUGGUCUGCCCGGGGCUGUCGGGCAGCUCGCUGGGGCUGACUGUACCGCUGCCCAGCCCGCUGCACGGAUCGCUGGCGACGGAGCUGGCAAUGGAUGGGCUCUCGAAGCUGCCCAGCGAGCUGACCGAGCUGCAGCGGCUCAGCACCAGUGGCGUCUCCUGUACGCAGUUCUCAGACGAGCUGGACGGCGUGGCGUCCUCCACCCCCAGGCCCCGGCCCCGCUGAGGCACAGGGAUGGCCAUGGGCAGGGAGGCGGAGCCCGGCCCCUGCCAGGCCCCGUCCAGCCCGGCCUCGCUGGGGCCAGCCUCCUCCAGCCCCUCCAGGGACGAGUCGCUGUCAUCCAGGUCCCCGGCCUCACUGGGCCCUGGGCGGCCAGCCGAGGACAGUGAGGACAGGGAGCUGCAGCGGGAUAGGCAGAGGGGCGCCUUCUCCACCGCCAGCUUCUCGGGCACCUUGCUUAGGUCCUCUGCGGGCAGCCAGGCCUGUUUCCGGGCCCUGGGGGCCAGGGACCCCGCGCCCGCUCUGGUGGUGCCCUCAAGCAGCGGCACAUGCUGGUAGGUGGGCGACAGCUUGAUGGUGCACACGCGGGCAUCUGUGGCCGCGGUGUCCCGGGCCUUGGGCUCAACCUGGCCGCUGGGCAGGUUGAGGUCAAGCCGGCUGGGCCGCGCCUGGCCGCACAGGGGUCCCUCGCAAUGCUCGGCCAGCGCGGCCAGCGAGCAGGGCUGCGAGUGCUCGCGGGGACAGUGCCCGUCGCUGGUGCUGCCGCUGUUAAGACUGUCGUUUGAGAGGCUGGCGUGGGCCGCCUUGAGCCGCAGCAGCGGGUGAGCCCGGCUGCCGGCCUCUCGCCGCCCUGCCUCGGGCCCCCGGCAAGGGGAGCAGGAGUGCGCACGGCCCUCCCGUGGGGCCUCCUGCCCGGGAUCCCCAGAGCUGAGGCUGAAGCUGUCGUCAGACGAGGUGUGCAGGGCCGAGAUGUCCUCCACCAGCCGGUCGAUGCGCGCCACUGCCAGUGCCAGCUUGGCCUUGGCCCUGGCUGCCACAGCUGCCUCCCCGCCGGCCUCCUUCUCGGACUCCAGGCCGCCCCGGUGGGCGGGCGGGGUGCGGGCCAGCGCCUGGCCCUGCAGGAAGGGGCUGCCCAGGAAGAGGGGCAGCACGGCGGGGCUGGCGGGCUCGGCGGUGGCGGCAGCUGCGGUGGCCAGAGAGGGUGCGUCGUCAUCAUCAAAGCAGCCCGAAUCAGAAGCGUAGUCCUGGGCCAGGCCAUCCAGGUGGCGCAGGGGCGGCAGCGGCUUCUUGGAGGUGGCCUCGGCCUCGGGCAGGCCUUGCUUCUCCAGGUGGUCAAGUGCCUGCGCCAGGUGCCGCGCGUCCAGCGCAGCCUCCAGCGCCCGCUGCUUGCGCACGUACAGGCUGGGCGCACAGGCGCUGGGGGAGACGGCAGUGGCUGCCGCCUGGUACUUGGCGGGCCGGUGGGCCAGCAGGUUGCGCAGGGCGGCGGCGCUGCCCAUGGCGAUCAUCUUGUGCUUGGAGUGCACCAGGUUGCGCAGCAUGCCCACAGCACCCAGGUCCCACAGCAGCUCCUGGUCACCGGCGCUGCGGGCCGACAGGUUCCAGAGCGUGCCACAUGCGUUGCUCACGAUGGUCAGGCUGUGCGACGUCAGGUGCUGCAGCAGCGUCUGCAGGCAGUUGUGGUCCCGCAGCACCUGCCUGCGGGGGCCGGAGGGGUGAGGAGGGGCGGGAGGUGUGCGUCAGACCCCCGCCAGCCCGGACCCCAGCCCACCGGACACCCGCCCGCCGGCAGGACCGUGGCCACGUGGGACAAGUCAAAACGGAAGGUGCCCAGGUGACAUUGCAUUUCAAAGGAAGGGAUACAUUUUUAGUAAAAGCAUAUCCCAAACAUUGAGUGUGCUGUGCUUGUGUGAAAGGUUUCAUUUAUUAAUCUCAGCAAACUAUUUAUGAAACAAUACUAAUGUGUUAACAUUACUUAUUAUUUACCUUUUCUUUUUUUUUUUUUCCCCCCGCUACGCGGCCCUCUCAUUGCUGUGGCCUCUCCCGUUGCGGAGCAUAGGCUCUGGGCACGCAGGCUCAGCAGCCAUGGCUCACGGCCGGACCGGGGCAUGAACCCGUGUCCCCUGCAUCUGCAGGCAGACUCUCAACCAGUGCGACACCUGGGAAGCCCCUAUUACUUAUUAUUUAAAAUGAAAUUUCAUUAAAACCAUCUCAUUUUAUUUCUUUAAUUUUUAUUUUACAUUGGAGUACAGGUGAUUUACAGUGUUGUGUUACUUUCAGGUGUACAGCUAAGUGAUUCAGUUAUACAUGUACGUAUAUCCGUUCUUUUUCAGAUUCUUUUCCCAUUUAGGUAAUUACAGACUAUUGAUUGGAGUUCCCUGUGCUACACAGUAGGUCCUGUUGAUUUCCUAUUUUAUGUAUGGUAGUGUAUAGUAUAACUCAUUUUAGGGCAUCUAAAUCUUGUGAUAUUUGGGAUAUACUAAAGACAGAUAUCUGUUUGCCUUUAAAAAUACUAAGCAUUGUUUCUUAAUUAUUGUCAUCACUAGUAAAUAAAUGUUUUAUUUUACUUGUUAAGAUCUUUAGCACAAGUAUCUCCCAUGCAACAUUCGGGACUAUACUAAAGAUAGUGUUUUUAAAAGAAAACAAAAAUCUAAGUAUUGUUUGUUAAUUAUUAGCAUAAUUAGUAAAUCAGCGUUUUAAUUUAAUUGAUAAAGUCUUUAGCACAAGCGUAUCCCAUGCAGUAUUUAGGAUAUGCUUUUUCAAAGUUAUGUGUUUUCAUACAACUCAAGCAUUAUUUAUUAGUAGUAUUAACAAAUAAUUUUAUUUAUUUUAACAAAGAACACAUUUUUACUAUUAUUUAGAAAAUAAUGUGUUGUGGUUUUUUUUCUUUGUUUUUUUUUGCAUUACGCGGGCCUCUCACUGUUGUGGCCUUUCCUGUUUCGGAGCACAGGCUCCGGACACACAGGUUCAGCAGCCAUGGCUCACGGACCCAGCCACUCAGCGGCAUGUGGGAUAUUUCCGGAGCAGAACACGAACCCGUGUCCCCUGCAUCGGUAGGCGGACUCUCAACCACUGCGCCACCAGGGAAGCCCCUGUUACUUAUUAUUUAAAAUGAAAUUUCAUUAAAACCAUAUCAUUUUAUUUCUUUAAUUUUUAUUUUACAUUGGAGUACAGCUGAUUUACAGUGUUGUGUUACUUUCAGGUGUACAGCUAAGUGAUUCAGUUAUACAUGUACAUAUAUCCUUUCUUUUUCAGAUUCUUUUCCCAUUUAGGUUAUUACAGACUAUUGAUUGGCGUUCCCUGUGCUACACAGUAGGUCCUGUUGAUUACCUAUUUUAUGUAUAGUAGUGUAUAGUAUAACUCAUUUUAGGGCACCUAAAUCUUGUGAUAUUUGGGGUAUACUAAAGACACAUUUCUGUUUGCUUUUAAAAAUACUAAGUAUUGUUUCUUAAUUAUUGGCAUUACUAGUAAAUAAAUGUUUUAUUUUACUUGGUAAGAUCUUUAGCACAAGUAUCUCCCAUGAAACAUUCGGGAAUAUACUAAAGGUAGUGUUUUUAAAAGAUAACAAAGGGCUUCCCUGGUGGCGCAGUGAUUGAGAGUCCG
Globicephala melas (long-finned pilot whale) is the source of this 11052-nucleotide messenger RNA. It is a transcript of the gene C3H19orf25, whose product is annotated as chromosome 3 C19orf25 homolog. Lineage: Eukaryota; Metazoa; Chordata; Mammalia; Artiodactyla; Delphinidae. The record is from RefSeq and is a predicted model, not a curated record.